This is a messenger RNA of Alternaria infectoria, 1494 nucleotides long. RefSeq lists its product as uncharacterized. Gene Ontology annotation, molecular function: protein kinase activity; ATP binding. The transcript is spliced from 4 exons. The record is from RefSeq and is a predicted model, not a curated record. Lineage: Eukaryota; Fungi; Ascomycota; Dothideomycetes; Pleosporales; Pleosporaceae. Gene Ontology annotation, biological process: protein phosphorylation. The coding region runs from base 1 to 1494 and encodes 497 amino acids.
AUGGUGUUGAAGUCGUUCGAAAUGUCCGCAGAGCUUGCGUUAGCAGUGCUUCCCACCGUGGACCUCUGCCGAAAUAAAGCCUUCGCACAAAAGAAGCUUACGAGAGCUAGAUACAUCAAAGAAGGAAGGAGUUUGUGCUCAGCGCUGAUACACGCCGAUGCUGAAGCUUCGGAGCGCUUGGUGCAGCUCAACAACAACUGGGUACGGUUUGGGUCCCAGCUCAAUUUUUUCCAGCGCAUCCAGGACGCGAUGGAGGAAGAGCACCGCGAGGUGUACAGUCAGACCCUGCAGAUCCUCCAAAACAAGUUGGACAUCGUGGUGUCUAUACUGAGGGGUCUCGUAAAAGUGCAGCCUGCGAACGAGAAUGAGCUAGCGCCAUCCAAUCACAAGGUCCUGCGGUGGAGGUUCGCAGCCAAGAAGAGUAGCUUGGAUGAAGCUAUCAAUGAUCUCGAGAAGUGGCAAGGACUAGCCGACCAAUCCUGGUAUCUGCUUCUCAGAAUCGCAGAUACCCUAGUUGAUCGGGCCUUGGCUGCAAGCGGCAGCGCUGAUGAGCCUAGUACAGGCAAAGCCAUACCAGAAACGAUCGCUAUACGUGCUGGUUUGCAGCAGGUUGAUGAUCUCUCACCAGAAACAUCAGCAGUCAAAAACAUUACCCUGCGCUCCAGCGAUAUAAAGACGAUGACCGUCCAGGCCAUUUCUUUCUGCGAUGGUAUCGAACUUGCCACGAAUGCGCAUUCGGACGGAUCAGCGAGCAGGUACAUCCUAAACCACAUGCAAUGUGAACCUGGUGCGAAGCCGCAGAUACUCAAGCGCAACAUCCGCGACCUUGUACGAAAGCUUCAGGCCGACAAGCCGCACACUUUCGGCUUACUGAAAUAUUUGGCUAGGUCCAUCGGUUAUGUGCAUACCUUCGGCUUUGUGCACAAGAACGUACGUCCGGAGUCAGUCCUCGUUUUUGACGAUGCCGACGGACAGGGUAUCUCCGCAUUUUUAGUCGGAUUCGAAAACUUCCGACGAGACGAAGGCUGGACGCAGCGCCGAGGCGAUGACGCGCCAGAUAAGAACCUAUACAGGCACGCAUCUCGGCAAGGCUUCAGCCCUCGCGACGAUUACGAGAUGCGCCACGACAUAUACAGUCUAGGUGUAUGUUUGUUGGAAAUAGGUCUUUGGAGUAGCUUCGUCGAAUACGAUCCGGCAACCUCAGCGCGCAGUCUUUCGCAACAGCUCACAACGCAGUCUGGGAAAGACAGAGAGAUCGUGUCGGCAUCUCUGCGAGACCCGACAAAGGAUGUCUUCAUCGCUCUCGCGCGAUACCGCCUCCCGGGAAGCAUGGGCGACAUGUACGCGGAGGUUGUGGAGACGUGUUUGACGUGUUUGGACCGCGGCAACCUUGAUUUCGGAGACGGGGAAGCGUUCGAGGACGAGGAUGGGAUUCGCGUUGGCGCUCGGUAUAUCGAAAAGGUUCUUAUUCGCCUCGGAAGGCUAAAUAUGUAG